AUGGAACCCGCAUCGAUACCCGCCCCGACUGCCGAUUCACAGUCAGGCGAGCUUCCGCCAGAAGCCGUUGCUCUGGCAGGAAGGUUCUUUGACGCCGCCCGGUCGGGUCAGAUGGAUAUAUUCGAGCAAGCCUUGCCUCGGGGUUUACCUGCGAAUCUGACCAACGACAAGGGGGACACAUUGCUGAUGCUCGCCUCUUAUCACGGCCACGCCCCCUUGGCCUCACUGCUGGUACAGCACGGUGCAGAUCCUAACCGCAUCAAUGAUCGAGGGCAAUCCAUCUUGGCAGGAGCGGUUUUCAAGAACGAAGCUGAAGUGGUCGACAUCCUCCUGGAAGCCGGGGCCGAUCCCGAGAUUGGACAGCCAAGCGCUCUAGAGGCGACAAGAGUCUUCAGACAAGAAGCAUAUGAACAAAAGUUCAAAGAGCAGGUUGAGAAACUAAAAGCCGCCCGAGCCAGGGCAAUGGACGGUAGUGCGUGA
Fonsecaea erecta is the source of this 480-nucleotide messenger RNA. RefSeq lists its product as hypothetical. The record is from RefSeq and is a predicted model, not a curated record. The transcript has 3 exons. Bases 1 to 480 code for a protein of 159 amino acids. Gene Ontology annotation, molecular function: protein binding. NCBI's taxonomy places the organism in Eukaryota, Fungi, Ascomycota, Eurotiomycetes, Chaetothyriales, Herpotrichiellaceae.